Molecule: messenger RNA, 1423 nt
Organism: Bolinopsis microptera
Lineage: Eukaryota; Metazoa; Ctenophora; Tentaculata; Lobata; Bolinopsidae
Exons: 8
Coding region: 188-1252 (354 amino acids)
Source: RefSeq, a predicted model, not a curated record
GUCGCGAAUAGUUUUCUUUGGAAAUUUUUCUUGUAACACAUACAGAGUUUGUCUUUUCCGCAUUUUAUCUAAUAUUUGUGUUUCGGAGUGGACGCUGAAAACUUUCAGUUGAUUUCUGGAUGUACAUUGGAUAGUGGAUACCCUGGAUAGAAGAAAGCAGUCAGAUUAUUCAGAUGUAGAUUAGAGAAUGUGGCAGCAAGUAUUCCUAACUAUCAGGGUGCUCCUGAUGGUUUACAUUUUUACACUCCUGGUGCAAUGUGCAAUCUUCUUCUUCGGCAGGAGACUCAGAGGAAAGAAGGUUGACAAGCGAAACGCUGCAAUGUACGCUCUGGUAAUGGCCUCCUUCUUCCUGACUGAUACCCAGCUGGUUAUUAACUUGUGGGGCUCCAAAGUGGCCGGCACUUCUGAAGAGACCUGCAAAACUUGGCGUGGGAUAUCGGUGAUCCUGUACCCUCUGUGUAUGACACCGGUAACUGUCUUACUGUGGUCCAGACAGAGGUUUUUCUACCAACUCAACAUGAUCAAGAGAACUGCUUCUAAAUUCGUGCUCUUUCUCAGUUCUUACAUUAUCUUACCCGCCCUGUUUUUAUUUGCUGGUCUCGUGGUUUUCUUCAUAAUUCUCUACUUCACGCCGAACCUUGAUAUCAUGGAGUACAAGAUAGAGAACGGGUUUUGCAAAUCUGGAAAAUCAAGCAGUUUCAGCUUGAUAUUCCGCUCACUGGGACUGGUGUGCAUAGUAGCGCUACACUGUAUCCUAAUGUACCUCUUCAUGAAACCACUCCGAGAAAACAUGGCAACUCAGGCUAACAAUGCCGGACACAUAAUGGAAGUGAAGGGUAAUCGUGGGGAACACCGAGCUCACUUCAAGUCAAUCAAGGACCUGGAUCAUGCCCUGAUAAAAAAACUCGCUAUCAUCACCGGAGUGGUGAUAGCCGCUGACGUCAUCUGUAUUGCCAUAUACGUGGUUUUAAAAAAAUUGGGAGUGGAACUGUCGAGUCAGCAGCUAGCCCUGGAUAUACAAGUAGUGAUAACUUCGAUCAGCAACGUUAUGUGUUGGAAACACUGGCGGGAGAUCAUUUACCCCAACAGAUGGUUACGGACCUGGACGUCAAACUUCAACAGAGGGAACAGACGCGGUGCAGUGUAUAAUAGUAGUGAAAACAGAGAUAACACAGUGGUACAACAGAGAGGUCUUCAACCGUUACCUGCAACUAAAAGUCUUGUUAAUCAUCAUGGUCAGGUGGCCGUAUGAACUUUUGAACACGCCAAAGGACCCCUUCUCUUUUUUGGCUCAUUUUCGGGUCUUUGAUCAGACUUUCCUGAGGGGGUGACCCUUUUAGAAAAAUCUCGAAUUUUGAAGUUCCAUGUUGUGUGGUGUACAGUGAUUUGUGAUUGGCUCUUAUUAAUAUUAUUUUGCUCGCCC